Chaetomium strumarium is the source of this 2089-nucleotide messenger RNA. RefSeq names its product kinase-like domain-containing protein. Gene Ontology annotation, cellular component: cytosol; phagophore assembly site; membrane. Bases 191 to 1978 code for a protein of 595 amino acids. The record is from RefSeq and is a predicted model, not a curated record. NCBI's taxonomy places the organism in Eukaryota, Fungi, Ascomycota, Sordariomycetes, Sordariales, Chaetomiaceae. Gene Ontology annotation, biological process: regulation of autophagy; peptidyl-serine phosphorylation; protein autophosphorylation. The transcript has a single exon. Gene Ontology annotation, molecular function: protein serine/threonine kinase activity; ATP binding.
UUCUCCCGACUACCUGAGUACUUUAAGUCGUGGCGCUGCUGUUCUCUCGGCUGCCUCCCGUCCGUCGCUCAGCUGUUGUCCUACGCUGUGCUCCCCGACGUCGUCACAGAACCGUCCCCAGUUUUGCUCCACCACGCUUUCGGUGGUAAACUGCGCAUUAUCAGAAGCAUUGUUCCUUAUACAUGUCACUAUGGGAGACCUGAGGGAGUACUCGGAGCUGUCCGAGGAUAAGACGGAGCCGUUUUCGCAGAGUGAAAUCCAGGCCAGGCUACAGCGUGCUCGCAUGGAGGAGUUCAGCGCUAUGAGCAGCACGAUACCGCUGGACAAGCUCGUGGUCCCGUUGGACGACGACAUUCGGAUCCUCAUGCGGCCGUUGUCCCGGGAUCGACGGGUUCGGGAAGACCGGAACAUUAUGCCGCUCGCGCUCCGUGCCGAGGAGGAGGACGAUGCGCCGCACCAGGUCCUUGCUGUCCGCCAGACGUCCAGGGACAUCAACUUCACCGUAACCAUCCCGGACUACACCAGCCCAAACCGUAGGCUGACGUGCAUCCUCUACUACGACCCGGCCAGCGACAACCAGAUCCUCGUGAACCGCUCCAAUGUCCCUUUCAGUCUCUCCCGGAUAUCCGAGGAGCCCGAGGAGAGGCGCGGGGAGCAGCACCAAGUUAAUCCUGACUUCAACAAGGCCCUUGCCCCGGGCACUUGGCGGAUUUCUAUGGACGGAACGGAUCUGUUGGACUUCCGCCUCCUUGAGAGGCGACCAGUGCGCCUGCGCACCAUAUCAUCCUCGGCAUCCGACCGGUCCAUGACGAGUGACGUGGUGAAUUCAUCAGGGAAGAGGUCGUUGAUUGCGGAAGAAGACGCCGCUGCCAGCCCCGAGAAGCGGCGACGGUCCUCCGAUGGGGUUGGCGACAAGAAGGAGGAGGACAGGGUCAUCAUGCUUCUCCCGGCAAAGAGCUCAUCCAAAGGCGAAAAGGGGAAAGAGCUGUCGGCGUCCACCAGCCAUCCGCUCCUGGAACUUCAGCCUGACGAAACCUUGGAAGUCCCCCGCGGAGGAGGGCUUGUUGGCUAUACCAUCACGAAGAGGGAGCCCAUCGCGUCAACGGCGCUCUCGAGCGUCUUCACCGCUGAAUACUCGGAGGCGCCUGGCCGGUACGUUGUUGUCAAGGUCCUCAGGACGUUAUCCCCUGCGACAACAAACAACAACAACAACGAAGGCGCCGUGGCCAAAAAUGUCAUACGGCAAGCACAGACGUGGCUGCGCGAGCUGGAGAACCAGGAGAGACUAAACCACAAGAGCAUCGUGCGUCUGUACGGCGGGGAUGCCCGGUUCCUCUCCCUAUACAUGGAGCCCAUCGAUGGCCGAGACCUUUCGGCCAAGGGCGAGUGGCGGAUUGGCGGGACGGACCUGUUUGCCGGGGAUCGGUCAGACGCCUUGCGUAUACUGCAGGACAUUGCCAGUGCGUUGCACUACCUCCACGGCAAGGGCUUUGUGCACAACGACAUCAAACCGGGCAACAUCCUGUACAACCGAGAGCGCGGAGCGGUCCUCUGCGACCUCGGUCUCUCCUCCGAGAAGCCGAGUGCCUCGUUUGGCGGCACGCCAUGGUAUGUGCCACCCGAGUUCAUCGGUCUGGGGAAGCGCGGCGCCCCGAGCGACGUGUGGGCGUUAGGCGUGGUGAUGCUCUAUGUGACGGGCAAAAUCUCAUGGCCGGAUGUGAGAGCGCACCGAGCCCACCCCCGGCACCUGUACUGGAGCAUCGCGCACGUCCACGAGAGGGACCGGAGUCUGCAGACUCCCGCCGUCACCAGCAUGCGGCGAUGGUUGAGCGAGCUAACGGCCGUGCGGAGCGCGCUGGACAUCCACGACAAGCUGGAGCGGUUGGUGCACGGAAUGCUGGCACCUAACCCCAAGGAACGGCUGACCACCAAGGAUAUUGUCAACCAGUUGUUCAUCGAACAGGCACCCGAGAGGUGACGGUGCUGCAGGUAAUUUGGAUAUUAUACACAGACUUCAACAACACCUUCCUACCCACGCAAGGUCCGGAGCCUCGUUUCUGAUUUCGUUGGAGAGGAGGAAAUACAACAC